Molecule: messenger RNA, 2228 nt
Organism: Gadus chalcogrammus (walleye pollock)
Lineage: Eukaryota; Metazoa; Chordata; Actinopteri; Gadiformes; Gadidae
Gene: grhl1
Product: grainyhead-like transcription factor 1
Exons: 10
Coding region: 1-990 (329 amino acids)
Biological process (GO): regulation of transcription by RNA polymerase II
Cellular component (GO): nucleus
Molecular function (GO): DNA-binding transcription activator activity, RNA polymerase II-specific; RNA polymerase II cis-regulatory region sequence-specific DNA binding
Source: RefSeq, a predicted model, not a curated record
AUGCGUGAUGUCCUGGGCUCCAGGCCGAGUGUUGUGAUGGUGGUGUUCGGGGAGGAGAAGUGCAGAGACGACCAGCUCAAGCACUGGAAGUACUGGCACUCCCGACAGCACACGGCCAAGCAGCGCUGCCUAGACAUCGCGGACUACAAGGAGAGCUUCAACACCAUCGCCAACAUAGAGGAGAUCUCCUACAACGCCAUCUCCUUCACCUGGGACACCAACGAGGAGGCCAAGAUCUUCAUCUCGGUCAACUGCCUGAGCACGGACUUCUCCUCGCAGAAGGGGGUGAAGGGUCUGCCGCUGAACCUGCAGAUCGACACCUACAGCUACAACAACCGCAGCAACAAGCCCAUCCACCGCGCAUUCUGCCAGAUCAAGGUCUUCUGUGACAAAGGCGCCGAGCGCAAGAUCCGCGACGAGGAGAGGAAGCAGUCCCGCCGGAAGGGGAAGGUGUCGGAGCACAGCAGCACCAUGGGGGCCUUCGCCGACGUCAAGGUCCCGCUGCUGCAGAAGAGGAACGACGUCACCACCUUCAAGAUGAUGAGCGACUUCGAGACGCAGCCGGUCCUCUUCAUCCCCGACAUCCACUUCUCCAGCUUCCAGCGCCAUCCUUUCACGACGGAGGAAGGAGAAGACAGCUCUGGCAUGAAGAGGGUGCCCUUUGCUGAAGACGAGUUUGGAACCCCUCCGAACAAGCAAGCAAGACUGGACGAACCAAAGAAAGUCCUUCUGUACGUACGCAAAGAAACAGAGGAGGUGUUUGACGCUGUCAUGCUGAAGAUCCCCACCCUGAAAGGCCUUGUGGAAGCUAUAUCAGAGAAAUAUGAGCUACCUUUGGCAAAAGUUGGAAAGGUCUACAAGAAAUGCAAAAAAGGGAUCCUAGUCAACAUGGACGACAACAUCAUAAAGCACUACUCCAACGAAGACACCUUCCAGAUCUCCAUGGAGGAGAUGGGAGGAAUAUACAAGCUCACCCUCACUGAGAUCUGAGUCUCGGACGAGGUGGGAAGGCCUUCACUACUAUGAGUUUACACUGAAUCUAGCUGGUUUACCGGCAGUAACAGCUAUGAUCGCGAAGCUAAUGGAGGGGACGGUGUGUCCCUGAGGUCAACGGGGGGCCUGUGUUUCAUAUGGAAACGCAGGAUCUAAUGGAUUGUAGCUCUUAUUAUGCAAAUGCAUUGAUUAAAGAUAAAAUGUAAACAUUUAAAUUCUUUUUUCUAAAACUGUUUAUGUGUACAUAAGUAUCGGGACAUUGAUGACACUCUUAUGAUGUUAUUUUUAUUUGUUAGUCGCAGCAGAAUAUGAUUUUUACUUUGUCCAGAACAUGCAGGGCUUUUGUGUUGUCAUCAUACCUCAUUCUAUGGAGGCAACAAUCUUUUUUUCACAUGUGCAACAACAUGUACAGGCAUAAUGUGUGUGUAUUACGUGGACAGACAGCGAUGGCCAGCACCUGUUGUUCCAUUCUCUAAAGCCAUAGCACUGAUGAUGCAGUCUGCAGGGUGACACACAGAGGGAAGAGAGAGGCCUGAAACAACCAGACCCCUGGGGUGUAUUAACAGUGAAGAUCCUGGCAGUAUUUAGUUUCUAAAGCGCUCUUUACCGUGAGUUAAACGGUAUAGUUGUACAUAUUAGGAAUGACCACAGAUACUGUUUGUAUAAAAUAUAGUCUUUUUUUUCAGAUCAAGUUUGAUAUCAAAUAUUUUCAUCAGUAUAUAAAGUAUUACAUAACAGAUGAGUAGAGGAUACCUAAUUCGAACAUGGAGGUUCCCCUCUUUUGAGUAGAGUACAGUAGAUAGACACCAGUUUCUCGCACAUCCGCACAAACCAUCCUGAUAGUGCAAUAUCAUAUUUAUCUCCAGACACAAUCAUUUUCUGAUGGCCAUUUCUUUGUGAUAUAUUUGUGAUGCAUGUCAAAGUCAGGUCAGUGCCUUUGUCAAGCUCUGCUCUAAAGUAAUGCUUGAUCUGCACAACCUUUUGUAUAUCAGUACUUAUGUGUAUAUAUUUAUUAAGAGUGUGGAUGUGGGAACUUUUUACAAUAUAUUUCCAAAUGUCUAAACUACAAUUAAUAAUAUAAAGUUUUUUUUGGUUUCUUUUUCUAUGAAGUUGUUUAAGAGCGUUAUGAUGUUAACAUGUAUUUAAAUCCCGAUGCCUAAUUCAUUUUUGUAAAAGCAUUGAUGCAGUACGUCAAUAAAAGAGGACUUUUACCUGUACCAGCUGUUGUUCUUGUU